UACACACACAAAUGAACAACAACACACAAUUAAACACAAGUAGAAAAAACUGCAAUUCUCUCGGCGGAAAAAAUAGAAAUAGAGGGUGGGCAACCGCUCCAAGCUUAAACCAGUACCUUCCCAGAAAACCCACGGCUCCUGCACCAACAAUGAUGGAUUCCGGUAAUCCAAUUGGUUUACCCACUGAAGAUACGGAGAAACGUUGCCGGAGAAGGCUAGAAGUUGCCCUAAUGAAGAGGCCGGUGAGUUUGUCGCCGGAGGCAGAUUCCAAGCUUGAUGAUGAAAUCCAUUCUGGAAAACCUUCCUCCCACCCGUGGCCGGCUGAUCUGGCUUCGGAGAGCGCCGGCGCCUUGAAAUACGGGUUCGUAUCGAUCAUGGGGCGCCGGAGAGUAAUGGAGAAUGCGGUCACGGUGGUGCCGCCGGGGAGGUUAGCCGGGAAGUACUCUUGCUUCGGUGUUUACGACGACCACGACGGAACUAUGGUAGCGGAAACGUGCGGCAAGAGGCUGCAUAAGUGUUUGGAGAGGCAUAUAGAGAGGACGAAGAAGCUGCCGGUGGAGAGGGAUUUUGACUGGGGGAGAGUGAUGGUCGACUGUUUGGGUGGUGCUGUUGAUGAGGAUUUUUGGCAUGAAGUAGAGGAGAGAGAGAGAAGCUCCGCCGCCACAGUACUGCGGUUCACGGCUAUGGUGGUGGUGGUGGGGAAGGAGGAGGUGGUGGUGGUGAACUUCGGGAAUUCCAGGGCGGUGCUGUGCCGCGGUGGAUUGGCAGUCACUUUGUCAAGUGAUCUUAAGGGUGAAAGAGCAGAUGGAAAGAAGAGAGCUGGUGAUGGAAGGACCAUAAAUUGGAAUGCUUCCCAUCUCCUUCCACUCUCUACAACUUCAAGAUCCUUAGGUGGACAGUGCAUAAUCACGGAGCCUGAGGUGACGGUGACGAAGCGAGCCGAGGAGUCGGACGACUUCCUCAUAAUCGCAACCAAUAGCCUGUGGGAUGUGGUCGAGGACAAGACUGCAUGUGAAGUUGUCAAAAGAUAUUGUGUGAAGGGUGAGUCCCGGAAGGUGUCUUCAGAUGGAAGUAGUACUGCCUCGGAAGCAGCAGCAGCGUUAGCUGUUUUGGCCAUGGCUAAGGGGAGCAGACACAAUAUCAGCAUCAUUGUUGUGCAGCUCAAAUGAACCUCUCUAGCUAUAUAUAUAGUCUGUUUUGUGUUUUUGACUUGCAUGACCAUCCCUUUUACGUUUCAAGAGUUGAAGGAACAAUGUACAGAAAAGUC
Sesamum indicum (sesame) is the source of this 1267-nucleotide messenger RNA. RefSeq names its product protein phosphatase 2C 51. Gene Ontology annotation, molecular function: protein serine/threonine phosphatase activity. Gene Ontology annotation, biological process: protein dephosphorylation. NCBI's taxonomy places the organism in Eukaryota, Viridiplantae, Streptophyta, Magnoliopsida, Lamiales, Pedaliaceae. The record is from RefSeq and is a predicted model, not a curated record.